UCCAUACCUGUACACAUUUUUUAUGCUUGUGUGUAGUGUAAAUUGGAUAGGUCUUAACGGCGUUUUAUAGAGUUUGUCGACGAUUCUUUGACUUCACAUAGUGCAGUAAAAUGUGAAUUUAGUGACGUCAUCAAAUUGUGUGUACCCGUGUUCACUGUAUUUCACUAUGGACUACAUAUUGUGUUUUGCGGUGUUCUUACUCAAACUUAAGGCAACACACGGCUAAUUAGUAGAUUUAAUUAGUGGUUGAAAAUAAUGUUAAUCAAAGUAUUUAUUCGCCGGCGUUUGGCCCGUUUGGCCAUCUUGACGUUAAUCUCCAUGCUGGCCACGGCCAUCUACCUGGCCUACUUCAAGAGGCCACCGACGGACGUGUUGUUGAAGAUGAACCGGAAGUCACAGUUUAACCUUGACCCCCGGCCCGAUGCUGGGGACAAGGUAGAUGUAGACGAGGUUGACAACGCGGAUGUGUGGACACGUUUCCUGCAUGAGAACCACUUUGUGGCUGUGGGUGCUUUAUUUGAUCGAUGUGAUGGCCAGAGGACACAGCUGGGGACAGUGGUGUUGAUGGAGGACAAGGAGAGGGGUGGGGUGAUGACCAAAACAUUUGUCAACAUGACCGUAGAGAAGGACAUCAAUGGCGGUCAGUUCCACGUGGACAUCAAGUACAACGGCCAGGAGCUGUACACCAACUACUGGGAGCUGUGCGAGCUGGAGCAGGAGCUGCCCGAGGCCAACAAGACCUUCACCUGCCCCAUCAGGCAAGGGCUCAUCAGCAAGGUCAAGGUCAAGCAUAUCAUGGAUUAUCUCCCCGCAGGCAGAUACCAAACAAAAGGCUGGGCGCUGGACGAAUCCAAUGAAGAAAUUAUUUGCGGGUUUGCCGACUUCGUGUUGUGAUCUUCUGGCGACAUGCCAGGGACGGGCUGGGUCAAGACCUGGUCAGCAAGUGGACCUUGACCCCAAGCACACUAAAUCAGGGUCAUGUAUUAGAGGUGGUCAGUGCUCUCACAGACUUUGAUAAAGUGGAUAAAGAGAAGGCCAAAAACCAUAGAAUCCCAACUUUGUAGUUUUAAAAUGUUUGAUGGUAAUUUUUAUAAACUUGUGGUUUUGUGAUAUUUUUUUGUAGACUUUUUUUUUCUAUUAAAUCUCUUUUUGUUAACAUUAACUGUAUAUUUCUAAAACAACAAUAUGUUAUGUUUGAUUAAUUAAUGUUCGGUGCUAGAUGGGAGUACGCUUUAGUUAUGCUAAAUUAUGUAAAGAAAUGAAAUCAUUUAAAUAUCAAAUUUCUUGGGAAUUCAUUUUAUACUUGAUCAAAGGAUAGAUAAUUUUUUCAACAGAAGAAAGUAUAUAAUGAUAAUGAACUAACAAGUACGAAAGUAUACUUUUUAAGCAUGUACGCUUACGUUUAAUAUGAAUGUGAUUUGCAUACAAAAGUUUGAUAUUGUAAGUUUAUUACGGGUUAAAUUGGCAAAAUAAAAU
Molecule: messenger RNA, 1476 nt
Organism: Physella acuta
Lineage: Eukaryota; Metazoa; Mollusca; Gastropoda; Physidae
Source: RefSeq, a predicted model, not a curated record